GCGGGUGGUGGGGGGCGGGUCUUUAGGAGCGUAGGAAGGGCGGGGACCCGGAUGUGUGUGGUGGUGGCGGCCGAAGAGCUAGUGUGCGGAGCUGAGAGGCCUAUGGAUGAGGAGGACGCGGCGGCCCCGGUUUGUUCUCAUGAACAAGAUGGAUGACCUCAACCUGCACUACCGGUUUCUGAAUUGGCGUCGGCGGAUCCGGGAGAUUCGAGAGGUUCGGGCUUUCCGAUAUCAGGAGAGGUUUAAACAUAUUCUUGUAGAUGGAGACACUUUGAGUUACCAUGGCAACUCUGGUGAAGUUGGCUGCUACGUGGCUUCUCGACCCCUGACCAAGGACAGCAAUUAUUUCGAGGUGUCUAUUGUGGACAGUGGUGUCCGGGGCACCAUUGCUGUGGGGCUGGUUCCUCAGUAUUAUAGCUUGGACCACCAGCCUGGCUGGCUGCCUGACUCUGUAGCCUACCAUGCUGAUGAUGGCAAGCUGUACAAUGGUCGAGCCAAGGGCCGCCAGUUUGGGUCAAAGUGCAACUCUGGGGAUCGGAUUGGCUGUGGCAUUGAGCCUGUGUCCUUUGAUGUGCAGACUGCUCAGAUCUUCUUCACCAAAAAUGGCAAGCGGGUGGGCUCCACCAUCAUGCCCAUGUCACCAGAUGGACUGUUCCCAGCAGUCGGCAUGCACUCCCUGGGUGAGGAGGUGCGAUUGCACCUCAACGCUGAGCUGGGCCGUGAGGAUGACAGCAUUAUGAUGGUGGAUAGUUACGAGGAUGAAUGGGGCCGGCUGCAUGAUGUCAGAGUCUGCGGGACUCUGCUGGAGUACUUGGGGAAGGGCAAGAGCAUUGUGGAUGUAGGACUGGCCCAGGCCCGGCACCCGCUGAGUACCCGCAGCCACUACUUCGAGGUGGAGAUUGUGGACCCUGGAGAGAAAUGCUACAUUGCCUUGGGGCUGGCCCGGAAGGAUUAUCCCAAGAACAGGCACCCUGGCUGGAGCAGAGGGUCUGUGGCUUAUCAUGCAGACGAUGGGAAGAUCUUCCAUGGCAGUGGUGUGGGGGACCCCUUUGGACCACGCUGUUACAAAGGGGACAUUAUGGGCUGUGGAAUCAUGUUUCCCCGGGACUAUAUUCUGGACAGUGAAGGGGACAGUGAUGACAGUUGUGACACAGUGAUCCUGUCCCCGACUGCGCGGGCUGUUCGGAAUGUUCGGAAUGUCAUGUACCUGCACCAGGAAGGGGAAGAAGAAGAAGAGGAAGAGGAAGAGGAAGAAGAUGGGGAAGAGAUAGAACAGGAGCAUGAGGGCAAGAAAGUGGUGGUUUUCUUCACCCGGAAUGGCAAGAUCAUCGGAAAGAAGGAUGCUGUUGUACCUUCUGGAGGCUUUUUCCCCACCAUUGGAAUGCUGAGCUGUGGGGAGAAAGUCAAAGUUGACCUGCAUCCCUUGAGUGGCUAGGGGCUUUCCAGACCUGCGCCAUCUCCCUCUGCACAUCCUUUGCGGGGCCAGGUGCCCAGUUCCUGACUUCCACAGGAUUGCUUACCCAGCAGGCCCUGGGGUACAUUCACUUUCCCCUUACCAAUCCAGGCCACAUCAGACUUCACCUUUCUGACCUGGUGUCACCUUUAUCAUUAGUUGCUGGGCCUGAGUCCCUGGUUGGACAGGAAGAGGCCCAUAGAAUGGUGUUGCUGUAUCAGUGGGUCCCACUUACUAUGGUCAGUGUGUACCUGCAGCCCCCAUUCUCUCACUGGUCCCAUGAGUGGAAUGAGUCCCUGGCUCAACUGCUAUCGGGGCAUGACCUUUGCAGAGGGUGGAGUAGAGACAGCCCAUCUCCUACUUACCGUGGUAUUUCCCCUUGAAUUCUUUUUUUGUUCCCUGUCCUCACCGUGAACAGUGAACCAGUUGCUGCUGUCCUCCCCCUGGCUGGCUAGGGGGCCUCUCUUGGGCCACCUCUCCCUUCACUGGCUGCUGCCCCAUAGAUUCUUCUUGGGUCUCCAUUCUUUCCCUUGAAAGAUACCCACUUCCAACCUGCUCAGGCACCAUCAUCCUGCAGAGAAUCCGAGUCUCUGGCUCCUGCACCUGUGCACACGCAGAUGGUGCACAGUGUUUGAGGAGGGGCUGUGAGAUGAUGUGGGACCGGGCUUGCUCCUGCCUCACUGUCCAUCUUCUCUUCACCUGCACCACUGUCCCUAGCACCUGGACUGAGGCUCCGGGGAACAUCUCAUGCUGUGGCAAGUGAGCCUAGAGAGGCAGCUUGGCACCUCACUCCCCUUUGCCUGCCCCCUCCCUGCCUGCCCCAGCUUGCUGCUUGUGCCAGUUGCCUGUUUUGCUUCAGUGUUUGAUUCUAGCACUUACAUAGACCCUCCUCUUCCCAAGCCCUAGGAUCUCCCUCUACCCCCUUGACCCUGAGCCCUUCCCCUAAACUGACUUUUGCUGGGAGGAAGGAGCAGCAGGAGCUUUUGGCCUUGGUUUGCACAGUGGGUAGGGCUGUGGGGAAGUGGGCAUGCUGUUGUGCUGCUGGGCCCCUUGGCCCUCUGUCAGGCCCUGCACUAUGAUGUAUGAAAUGUAUGUACAGAUUAGAGAUGUUUAUACAGCCAAUAAAGAUGGAGUUUCUGUAUUUAUCAGUA
Messenger RNA from Ictidomys tridecemlineatus (thirteen-lined ground squirrel), 2604 nucleotides. RefSeq names its product SPRY domain containing 3 (gene Spryd3). Gene Ontology annotation, molecular function: protein binding. The record is from RefSeq and is a predicted model, not a curated record. NCBI's taxonomy places the organism in Eukaryota, Metazoa, Chordata, Mammalia, Rodentia, Sciuridae.